Messenger RNA from Vicia faba (fava bean), 2829 nucleotides. The record is from the annotation of a GenBank genome assembly. Lineage: Eukaryota; Viridiplantae; Streptophyta; Magnoliopsida; Fabales; Fabaceae.
AUGAGUACUGUUGGAUACAGGUCAGAUGAGGAAUGCUCUGUUAUAGGGGAAAAGGCUGAAAUUGGAUUUCUAGAUUUUGAGGAAGAGAGAUCUGUUUGCAGUUACGUUCCUGAUGACGGGGCUCCGGUAGUCGUAUCUGUCCCGUUUGCAUUUGUGAAUGGGAAGCCUCAAUCAGUAUUUCUUGGAGAUACUGCUGUGGAAUUGAUAACUAUUAAUAAUACUACGGAUGAACCAGUGGACCUGUGGGGCGUAUAUAUUUUUGCAUCAAAUCCUCCCGACUCUUUUACUCUUUCUCUUAUGGAGCCUCCACCGGAAAAUUCAGAUUCAGAGAGCUUUAUAGAGUCUUUUAGAGUGGAGGACAGGAUGCUUCAGCCUCGCGAGGUCUUAAAUAUAUGGCUCUCUUGCAAGACAAAAGACAUGGGCAUGUACUCAUCUGUAUUGUAUUUUGACAUUGGAGAUGAGAAAAUUGAAAGGGUGGUUUUCCUCUUAGUUGAAGACAAGAUCUCAAAAUCUCUGGCUUCUAACAGACCUUAUUCAAAAGGAAGGAAGAAAGAAAAAUUUGUUGUAGACUCUUUUGUUCCCGGCUCACGCCCUGCAGGGAAGGCAAAUCGAAAAUACGUUAAUAGGCUUCCAAAAUAUGACGUCCCCAAGGAUAUUAGACUCUUGCUUGAGAACAAUCAGGUCCCUCAAGUCGUUGAAGAUGGUCUUACAAGAAGGAAUUAUGCGUCUUAUUUCAAAACACUAAUCAUAAUGGAAGAGAUACAUUUAGAGGAUGAUAUGAGAACUUAUGACAUGGAAUGUGUAACUAUGAGAACGAGAGGAAAUAAUUAUUUGUCCUUGGAGGUACCUGGGCUUGCUGAGAGAAGGCCUUCACUGGUGCAUGGGGAUUAUAUCUUUGCCAAGCUGGCUUCUGAACAAGACCAGAACACUGCACAUGUUUAUCAGGGAUUUAUUCACCGGGUUGAAGCUGACGAGGUCUAUUUGAAAUUUGAUCCUGAAUUUCACUAUUACCAUAGAGAUGAAGAUCUCUAUAAUGUCCACUUCACCUAUAAUAGGAUAAAUAUGAGAAGGUUAUAUCAAGCAGUUGAGGCAGCAGAAAGCUUAGGAACUGAGUUUCUUUUCCCAUCUACAUCCAGAAGAAGGUCCAUUAAAAACACCAAUCUGGUUCCCAUAUCUGGUUCUUUAAAUGAGGAGCAAAUGCGCUCUAUCAAAAUGAUUCUGGGUUGCAGAAGUGCACCGCCUUAUGUGAUUCACGGGCCUCCAGGCACAGGAAAGACUAGGACAAUAAUUGAAGCAAUCCUCCAGCUCUACCAACAUUAUAAGAAUACUCGUAUUCUUGUCUGUGCCCCCUCAAACAGUGCAGCAGACCACAUACUGGAGAAACUCCUUGCUGAAAAGGAUAUUGAAUUUCGAGAUAAUGAAGUAUUUAGGCUCAAUGCCACUGCCAGGCCGUAUGACGAUGUAAAACCUGAAUUUCUUCGCUUCUCCUUCUUUGACGAGAUGAUAUUUAAGUGCCCCCCAGUCAGUGCCCUAAAACAUUAUAGGAUUGUGGUAUCCACAUAUAUGAGUGCAUCUCUUCUUUUUGCAGAAGAUGUUUCCCGUGGUCACUUCUCUCACAUUUUCUUGGAUGAGGCUGGCCAAGCUUCAGAACCUGAAACCAUGAUCCCUAUAGCACAUCUCUGCCGAAGAGACACUGUUGUUGUUUUGGCUGGAGAUCCAUUGCAGUUAGGCCCUGUAAUAUUUUCCAAGAAAGCAGAUGAGUACCAAUUGGGGGUUUCUUACAUGGAAAGAUUGUUUAAAUGUGAGUUGUAUGGCAAUGGAGACACCAAUUAUAUUACAAAACUGGUUAAAAACUACCGAUGUCACCCAGAGAUUCUAGACCUCCCUUCAAAGCUUUUCUAUUUUGGGGAGUUGAUGGCAUGUAGAGAUUCCGCAACUUUCACGAUGACCGCGGAUUUUCUCCCUAAUAAGGAUUUCCCUGUUCUUUUCUUUGGUAUCCAAGGGUGCGAUGAAAGAGAAGGGAAUAACCCUUCAUGGUUCAACCGAAUCGAAGUGAGCAAAGUUGUAGAAACUGUUAAGAGGCUGAUUGCUGGUGGUAAAAUAACUGAAGAAGACAUUGGCAUUAUAACACCAUAUAGGCAACAAGUGUUGAAAAUAAGACAGACGCUUGAAAAUCUAGAAAUGCCUGAUGUCAAAGUUGGCAGUGUUGAGCAAUUUCAAGGACAGGAAAAGGAUGUUAUCAUUGUAUCGACUGUUCGAUCAACCAUCAAACACAAUGAGUUUGACAGAGUCCACUGUCUUGGCUUUUUGAGCAAUCAUAGAAGGUUUAAUGUGGCUAUAACCCGUGCUAUAUCAUUGCUGGUUAUAAUUGGAAACCCUCAUAUUAUAUGCAAGGACAAUCAUUGGAGCCAAAUGCUGUGGCACUGUGUGGACAAUUCAUCCUAUCUGGGUUGCGCUCUUCCAGAAAGGAUAGAACAUUUUCAUGAGGACAUUGGAGAGAACUCUGGCUUUGGCUUCAAUGAAGAUAACACAUGGCCCUCUAAUAAUGCAGAAUUUGGUCAAGAUUCCUUCCAGUCAGAGCUCCCUAAACCUGUCACCAAUGAAGCUGAAUGGUCUGAUGGAUGGAAUUCUAACAAUGUAGAAUCCGGUCAAGCUGAAUGGUCAGAUGGCUGGAACACAGUGCCCCCUAACAAUGUAGAAUCUGGUCAUGGUGAAUGCUCUAAUGGCUGGAACGCACCCUCUAACAAUGUAGAAUCUGGUCAAGAUUCCUUCCCAGAGCUACCUAAGCCUGUCACCGAUGAGGCUGAAUGGUCUGAUGGCUGGAAGUAG